Messenger RNA from Spodoptera littoralis (African cotton leafworm), 2025 nucleotides. Lineage: Eukaryota; Metazoa; Arthropoda; Insecta; Lepidoptera; Noctuidae. The record is from the annotation of a GenBank genome assembly.
AUGGCGGUGGCUCUGUCACCCGAUCAAGAGUUGGCUACGAAGGCGUUUUUGGACGCUUUGAGUGAAUCGGGGGCGGCGUGUGUGUCGCGAGCCACAGCGAUCAAAUUCUUGCUCGCGCGGAAGUUUGAUGUGGCGCGUGCGCACGCUUUGUGGCGACAACACGAAGCUACACGACGCCGCGAGGGCCUCAACAAAUUCGAGCCAUUUGAAGAUCCACUGAAGUCUGAAUUAGAAACAGGGAAAUUUACUAUACUGCCAACGCGAGAUGCGACCGGUGCUGCCAUUGCGGUUUUCACCGCAAACAAACAUUUUCCGACGCAGACUACGCAUCAGAUAACAUUACAGGGUGUGGUGUACCAAUUGGACGUGGCGCUACAGUCGGUGGAGACGCAGCGCGCCGGCCUCGUCUUCAUAUACGACAUGACCGACUCCAAGUACACCAACUUCGAUUAUGAGCUCUCUCAGAAAAUACUCACCAUGCUCAAGGGAGGUUACCCAGCAAAGCUGAAGAAGGUGUUGAUAGUGACAGCCCCGCUGUGGUUCAAAGCACCAUUUCGGAUCUUGCGGCUGUUUGUCCGAGAGAAGUUGCGUGAGCGCGUGCACACUGUGAACGCGCCUCAGCUUGGCCUGCACGUGCCCCGCUCCAGUCUGCCCAAGCAACUUGGUGGCCUGCACGAACCAGACCACGCUGCCUGGUUGGAGCACUGCAAGAAUUGUUACACGAACAAUUUGCAGAACGCUAAACUAGACGGCGUCAUCGAUGAAUAUGUAAUCAGUAAUCACAUACCACCUAUCAACGCGCAAAAUGGUAUAAUAGAGCACGAGGGUGACAUGACCAGCGACCGCGCGCCGCGCCUGGACACCGACACAGACAUGCACAUCAGCGGCGACCCUCCCUACACCUGCGACCCCAGCCCGCUCAGGCACACCCAUGGGUAUAAUGGUGAUAUGAAGAGCAGGCACAUAAACUCGGGAGACGAGGAUGACAUGGACAUAAGCACGCGCGGCACGUGGUCGUCGGGCGAGGUGUCGCCGGGGCUGUCGGACGAGGAGGGCGGCGGCGGCGGCGCGGGCGAGGCGCCGCAGGCACUGCUGCAGCGCGUGCGCGCGCUCGGCCGCCGCGGGCUCGCCGCUGAGUACGACGACAUCCGCGCGCGCCCUCCGCUCGGCACCUUCCAUCAUGCCAAAUUGCCGAGCAAUCUAGCCAAAAAUCGUUACACGGACGUGCUAUGCUACGACCACUCGCGCGUGUUACUGUCGCAGACAGAUCCGGAAGACCCCACCACAGACUAUAUCAACGCUAACUACGUCGACGGGUACAAACAGAAGAAUGCUUACAUCUGUACGCAAGGUCCGUUGCCGAAGACGUUCGGUGACUUCUGGCGCAUGGUGUGGGAGCAGGGCACGUUGGUGAUCGUGAUGACGACGCGCGCCGUGGAGCGCGGCCGCGUCAAGUGCGGGCAGUACUGGCCGCUCGCCGACGGACAACACGUCGUCUACGGAGACUUCGCCGUCACCACGCAGGCCGUCGAGCACGAGGAGGACUACACCGUCACGCAUCUACUGCUCAGUGACCUUAAGCGCGGCGGGUCCCGUCGCAUCUGGCACGGGCAGUACACGCGCUGGCCGGACUACGGCGUGCCGGGCGGCGGCAGCGCGGCGCCCGUGCUGCGCUUCCUGGCGCGCACGCGUCGCGCGCAGGCGCUCGCGCUGCACGACCUCGACCACGCCUGGGCCGGACACAAGCAGGGCCCGCCCAUCGUCGUGCACUGCUCCGCGGGCAUCGGCAGGACGGGCACGUUCCUGACGCUGGACAUCUGCGCGCAGCGGCUGAGCGCGGAGGGCGUGCUGGACGUGCGCGGCACGGUGGAGCGCAUCCGGGCGCAGCGCGCGCACUCCAUCCAGAUGCCCGACCAGUACGUCUUCUGUCAUCUCGCGCUACUCGAGUACGCGGUGAUGCAGGGCUACCUAGACUCUGCCGACCUGACGGGAUUCGACGAAGACAACGAGGAGGAGUCGGAAUGA